AUGAAGCUUGCUUCUCCGCUCGCAUGUGUCGGUGUUUUUGAUUUCACAUUUUGGUUCUUUUUCUUUCAAUAUACCCAGCCAACAUGUAUUUCUUUGUGUUUAUUUGUCUUGUGUCACUGCUCUCUCUUGCGGGUUGCGCGUUGGAUCGAUAUCCCCUCAUUGCGAAGUUUGACAGCGAAGCUCUGCAGACGACUCUCCCUCCGUCAAACCUGUGUGCAGUCUCCUCCCUCCCGAGACUGCAUCCCUCCUACUUUCUAUUUCCCCUUGGCCAACAUUGCUACGUCUCGACGCUGCAUCACCGCCGCAACGCGCCUCGCCGUGGCUUGCCCGCUUGCCGCGUUGCACAGGUGA
This is a messenger RNA of Bipolaris maydis ATCC 48331, 351 nucleotides long. The record is from RefSeq and is a predicted model, not a curated record. NCBI's taxonomy places the organism in Eukaryota, Fungi, Ascomycota, Dothideomycetes, Pleosporales, Pleosporaceae.